AUGGAAAAUGACUUACCAUUUAGAGGAAAAAUUAUUGUCUUUGGUGGUGAUUUCAGACAAGUGUUACCAGUGGUUCGAAACGGAACAAGAGUUCAAAUGAUCAAUGCGUCUUUUAUCAAGUCACCAAUUUGGAGACACGUCAAUAUUUUGCAUUUGAGAGAAAAUAUGAGAUCAAGAGAUGACAGCGCAUUUGCGUCUCGAUUGCUCGCGAUUGGCAACGGAGAUGAACCUACCGUGUCAGAUCAUAUGAUAAAACUGCCAAACCAUAUGGUAAUACCAUCAACUGACGGUGUCUCGAUUGAAAUAUUGAUUGAUCAGGUUUUUCCAAAUUUAAGUCAACAUGUGGGAGAAGGAAAUUAUAUGGUUGAAAGGGCCAUUAUCACACCCCUAAACGAAGAUGCUGACAAGAUAAAUGAUAAGGUCGUUGAGAAAAUUCUCGAAGAAGGAAUAACAUACCAUUCGAUUGAUUGUGUUCCCUAA
Beta vulgaris subsp. vulgaris (sugar beet) is the source of this 480-nucleotide messenger RNA. RefSeq lists its product as uncharacterized. Gene Ontology annotation, molecular function: DNA helicase activity. The transcript has a single exon. Lineage: Eukaryota; Viridiplantae; Streptophyta; Magnoliopsida; Caryophyllales; Amaranthaceae. Gene Ontology annotation, biological process: telomere maintenance; DNA repair. The record is from RefSeq and is a predicted model, not a curated record. The coding region runs from base 1 to 480 and encodes 159 amino acids.